AUGGAGCCCCAGCAAAGCGCCCAAGAUGUGGUCCGAUGUGACCUUUGUGAGACAGCUAUAGUACAGAUGUACUGUGAUUUCUGUCAUGUCAACCUUUGUAAACCCUGUAUCGAAGAACACAUUGCUGAUGAAUAUGACAAACAUAAAAUUGUCCCAUUUCAACACAGAAAAUCCACCUUGAUUUAUCCACAUCCAACAAAAACCUAUGAAUUACAAUGCAAGUAAUGUGACAUUUCUAUUUGUGCCUUUUGUUCAGCAUUACAGCUGCAUGAAGGACACAAAUUUUCAAUCCUUGAAGAAGUUUACAACUCAAAGAAAAAUGAAAUUGCAAAAGACACAGAGGAGUUACAAAACAUUAUCUCCCCUACAUAUAAAGAAAUUACAAAUGAUGUAGAAACACAGAUAGCUGACUUGGAUGGAGAAUAUGAGAAACUUACAACAGCAGUGACAGAACAUGGGAAACAAUGGCACAGAAAAAUUGACAAUGUCAUCAAUGCCAUGAAAAAAGAAAUUGAAGAUUUUAAAACAAAACACCUUGACAUUCUAAAGAAAACUGCAGAAGAAAUCAAACAAUUACAAUCUCUUAUUGAAGAAUCUCUACUUAACUUGAAGAAAAUUGAAGAAUCCAACGAAGUGUCCAUGACCAUAGAAUACAGCUCAGGAAACAAAGAAUUCAGCGAGCUUCCUCUUAAAAUUCAAGUAUCACUUCCCAAGUUUAAUCCAAAGCCAGUAGACAUAGAACAACUUUUUAAGUUGUUUGGAAUUCUUUCACCUUUAUCUACUACGACAGAUGAAAAUGACUACGUACUGCAGACACCAGGGACAUCAACCAGAGAAUUGCUGGAAGAACCAGAACUUAUCACUACUAUGGAUACUGGUUAUGAAAAACUCCGUAAUAUUACCUGUCUCAGUGAAGAAAAAAUCUGGACAAGUGGAAAAGUCAGUGAUAUGAAAUGCUUUAACAUUCAAGGUUUACUUAUAAAGACAAUCAAAACAAAAUCAGGGGAACAGACAAAUGAUAUAGCAGUGACAAGUGAUGGAGAUCUAGUGUACUCUGAUGGGACAACAGGGACUGUGAAUAAUGUGAAGAAUGGACAGAUAGAGGAGGUGAUCAGACUACAGGACUGGACACCUAGUACACUCUGUGUCACUUCUUCUGGUGAUCUCCUGGUUAUCAUGUACAGUGAUGAUUGUGAUGAAGAUAAAACACAAUCUAAAGUUGUCCAUUACUCAGGCUUCACGGAGAAACAAACAAUCCAGUUUGAUGAUGAGGGUGAACCUCUGUAUUAAGGAAAUAACUACAUUAAGUACAUCAGUGAGAACAGAAACAUGGAAAUCUGUGUGUGUGACAAUAAAGCUGGCGCUGUAGUGGUGGUCAAUCAGGUUGGUAAACUCAGAUUUAGAUACACUGGUCAUCCUUUUUCUACAAAAAACAAACCAUUUAUGCCCCAUGGCAUCACAACAGACAUCCAGAGUCAGAUUCUGACAUCAGACCGUAAUAACCACUCUAUCCACAUCCUAGACCAGGACGGACAGUUCCUCCGUUAUAUAGAUAACUGUGAUCUGAAGAAUCCAUAUGGUUUAUGUGUGGACAAAAGUGACAAUCUGUUUGUUGCUGAGUAUGGAGGAAAGAUUAAGAAAAUCAAAUAUUUUAAAUUUACUAUGGACCCCCAACACAGUGCUCAGGAUGUGAUCAGAUGUGACCUUUGUGAGACAGCUAUAGUGCAGAUGUACUGUGAUUUCUGUCAUGUCAACCUUUGUAAACCCUGUAUUGGAGAACACAUUUCUGAUGACUAUAACAAACAUCAAAUUGUCCCAUUCCAACAAAGAAAAUCAACAUUGAAUUAUUCAAAGUGUACAACACAUUCAACCAAACCCUGUGAUUUACAAUGCAAGGAAUGUGACAUUCCUGUUUGUUCCUUUUGCUCAGCAUCGAAGCAACACGAAGGACAUAAAUUUUUAAUCCUUGAAGAAGUUUACAACUCAAAGAAAAAUGAAAUUGCAAAAGAUACAGAGGAAUUACAAAACAUUAUCUCCCCUACAUAUGCAGAAAUUGCAAAUUAUUUAGAAACACAGCUAGCUAACUUAGAUGGAGAAUAUGAGAAACUUACAACAACAGUGACAGAACAUGGAAAACAAUGGCACAGAGAAAUUGACAAUGUCAUCAAUGCUAUGAAGAAAGAAAUUGAAGAUUUUAAAAUAAAUCACCUUAACAUAUUGAAGAAAUAUGCAGAAGAAAUAAAACAAUUACAAUCACUGAUUGAAGAAACUCUGCUCAACUUGAAGAAGAUUGAAGAAUCCAAUGAAGUAUCUUUGAGUAUAGAAUACAGCUCAAGAAACAAAGAAUUCAGUAAGCUUCCUCCUAAAAUUCAAGUAUCAUUUCCCAUUUUUAAUCCACAAUCAGUAGACAGAGAACAGCUUUAUAAGUUAAUUGGAAUUGUUUCGCCAUUAUCUACUACAAUAGAUGAAAAUGGCUACAAACUAACAUCGGCCAGAAAACUGCUGAAUAAGCCAGAACUAAUCACUACUAUAAAUACUGGGUAUAAAAAACUCUUUAGUGUGACCUGUCUCAGUGAAGAAGAAAUCUGGACAAGUGGAGAAAUCAGUGAUAUGAAAUGCUUCAACAUUCAAGGCUCAAUUAAAAAGACAAUCAAAACAAAAUCAGGGGAAUGGCCAUAUGAUAUAGCAUUGACAAGUGAUGGUGAUCUAGUGUACUCUAACUGGGAAACAAUGACAGUGAAUAAAGUAAAGAAUGGCCAGACAGAGGAGGUGAUCAGACUACAGGACUGGACACCUAACAAUCUCUGCGUCACUUCCUCUAGUGAUCUCCUGGUUACCAUGUACAGUGAAGAUUAUGAUGAUGAGGAGGAGGAGGAGGAGAAGGAGGAGGAGGAGGAGGAGGAGGAGGAGGAGGAUAAUGUCAUACAUUCCAAAGUUGUUCUUUAUUCGGGCUUUACAGAGAAACAAUCAAUCCAGUUUGAUGAGGAGGGUAAACCUCUGUAUUCAGGAAAUAGCUACAGUAAGUACAUCAGUGAGAACAGAAACCUAGAUAUCUGUGUGGCUGACUGGGGAGCUGGUGCUGUAGUGGUGGUCAAUCAGGCUGGAAAACUCCGAUUUACAUACACUGGUCAUCCUUCUACUACAAAGAACGAACCAUUUGAACCUUUUGGAAUCACAACAGACAGUCAGAGUCAGAUCCUGACAGCAGACUACCAUAACCACUGUAUCCACAUCCUAGACCAGGACGGACAGUUCCUCCGUUAUAUAGAUAACUGUGAUCUGAGGGAUCCAUGGGGAAUAUGUGUGGACAAAAGUGAUUAUCUGUUUGUCGCUGAAUAUGAAGGAAAGAUUAAGAAAAUUAAAUAUUUU
Molecule: messenger RNA, 3369 nt
Organism: Saccostrea cuccullata (small rock oyster)
Lineage: Eukaryota; Metazoa; Mollusca; Bivalvia; Ostreida; Ostreidae
Exons: 2
Biological process (GO): proteasome-mediated ubiquitin-dependent protein catabolic process; protein polyubiquitination
Molecular function (GO): protein binding; ubiquitin protein ligase activity; zinc ion binding
Source: RefSeq, a predicted model, not a curated record